Molecule: messenger RNA, 1245 nt
Organism: Pyricularia pennisetigena
Lineage: Eukaryota; Fungi; Ascomycota; Sordariomycetes; Magnaporthales; Pyriculariaceae
Exons: 2
Coding region: 1-1245 (414 amino acids)
Biological process (GO): N-acylphosphatidylethanolamine metabolic process; N-acylethanolamine metabolic process
Cellular component (GO): membrane-bounded organelle; cytoplasm
Molecular function (GO): N-acylphosphatidylethanolamine-specific phospholipase D activity; zinc ion binding
Source: RefSeq, a predicted model, not a curated record
AUGGCAACCUUCUUAGCUUCUCGACUUUCGAGACCAAUUGUCCGCAGCAUCCGAAGGAACCUACAAACAUCGAGCAGAAUGUCUACUGCAUACACAGCAACCGUUACCAAGACCAGCACCGGUGCCGUGCCUGAUGAUGUAGCUUCCAAAUCUCACCACGUCACGGAUAAGCGUGGGAAUCGCAUCAAGUUCAGAAACCCACAUCCUUCCGCUGGCGAAGAACAUAGCGUCGUUGACGUCUUUAGGCGCAUGGGAAAAGCACGCAGGAAUGGCGAAAUGGACAUACCCUCAACAGCAAACCACAAGAUCAACGUCGUCGAGCCGACCUUCCUCCCCUCGCGAACAACCUCGGACCGCCUACGCGCGACGUGGCUCGGGCACGCCUGCUACUACGUCGAAUACCCCUCCGGGAUCCGCGUGCUCUUCGAUCCGGUGUUUGAGACGCACUGCUCGCCGCUGCCAGAGUUCCUCAGCUCGGCGUACCGCCGCCUUACGCCGGCGCCGUGCCAGGUGGCCGACAUACCCAUCAUCGACGCCGUCGUAAUAUCGCACUCGCACUACGACCACCUCUCCCACCCGACCGUCAAGCAGAUCGCCGCGCGGCACCCGCAGGCCCACUUCUUUGUCGGCCUGGGCCUGGCCCGUUGGUUCCGGAGCAGCGGCAUCGCCAACGUGACGGAGCUGGACUGGUGGGAGGAUGCCGAGCUGCGCCUCGAGGCCGACGACGGCUCCGUCGACGCCGCGGCGACCAUCUCGUGCCUCCCGUCGCAGCAUGCCUCCGGCCGCGGUCCCCUGGACAAGGACACAACCCUCUGGGCGUCGUGGGCCGUCUCGUCGGGCGGCAGAUCCGUGUGGUUCGCCGGCGACACGGGCUACCGCAAAGUGCCGGAGCUGGCCGCCGGCGAGGACGACUACGGGCCCCAGCACGCCUCCCUGCCGCGCAACCCGGAUUUUGCCAGGAUCGGCGUCCUCCGCGGGCCUUUUGACCUCGGCCUGAUCCCCGUCGGCGCCUACAGGCCGCGCUGGCUGUGGUCGCAGGUCCACGCGGACCCGUUCGACGCCGUCGAGAUCUUCAAGGACGCCAGGUGCAAGAGGGCCCUCGGCAAGCACUGGGGCACCUGGCAGCUGACCAGCGAGGACGUGGACGAGCCGCCGAGGCUGUUGAGGGAGGCCCUCAAGAGGUCGGGCAUCGCCGAGGAGGGGGUGUUUGACGUCUGUAGCAUAGGCGAGUCGCGGGAGUUUUGA